UUCGCCGCGGGCGGCUGCUAUGUGCGCGCUUGGCGUGCGUGCGUGCGUGUGUGAGUUGCGUGUGCGUGCGUGCGCUUUGCGCGUGUAACGUCGUCGUCGCCGGGGCUGUGCGAGUAGCGGCGGCGCGGAACCGGCGACGGGCCCUUCCACAGACGGCGCAAAACCCUCGCUGCGGAGACGACGCGCGUGUGCGUGUGUGUGUGUGCGCGCGCCGCGCUAGAACGCGAGGAGUGUCGGACGUCGUUCGUGAUGGUGUUGUGCGAUAAGUGCGAACUCUGCUGAGGAACGAAACUUUUUCUCGACGUCUCCCCCCCCCUCGCUCCCUCCUCGACUAACUACUUUCUGCUGCCUGGAUUUACGGCGGUGCAUCGGCGCUCCGGCCAGUGGAGCAGCCCUUCGUGCUCGUCGGAUGCUUGCAAACACGGGUGGAGCCUCUGGAGGCGGAGCUGCGUGGCGUCGCCGCGGCCGUGUUGCCCGAUGCGGCUGAGCCCCUUAGCGCCGUCAUGCCUGCUGCUGCUGCUGCUGCUGCUAGCCGCGUUCGCGCCUUCGGCGCACGCCAGAUGGGCGCCAGGUUCCUGGCGAGAGCAGCGGUCCGGUACGGCGGGCCUGUCGUCCCGGCUUCUGCAUCGGCGUCACACUGGCGGCGCGCCGUCUCCGAACGAUGUGCCGCUGCCCACAGCGGUGCCCGACACCACCGCCACUGCCGGGGAACCAGCGCCGCGCAACGCCAGCAGGCCGCUGGCCAACGUGGACGCGUCGUCCACUGCCAACAAGUCCUCGCACCAAGGAGGUGACCGGCCGGGUCGAGACGAGCCCCUGGCGACGGCGGUGGGCUCCUCGCACCGCUCGCCGCCCUCGCACGGCGCGGACGACGAGGCGGCCCCGGCGCACCAGGCGAGCGUCGGCGAGCCGGGCAGCAGCGAGGCCCUGUGCGCCGCCGAGCGCGAGCACGAGCACUCGGAGGGCCACCACGGCGUGACGGUGGCCAGCAUCAGGUGGAGCUUCGUCAGCGUGCCGUUCGUCUUCACGGUCUUCAUCAUACUCGCCGGCUUCACCAAGAUCGUUUUUCAUCACGCCAACUUCCUCUCUUCCAUUGUGCCGGAGUCAUGUAUGCUGAUCCUUCUGGGUACAGUGGUCGGUGGAAUCGCACACGUGACGCACUCGGACUAUGUGCCCAAGUUCUCGCCGGACUUGUUUUUCCUCUUCCUGCUUCCUCCAAUCAUCUUGGAGUCUGCGUAUUCUCUUCACGACAGUGCCUUCUUUAGCAAUAUCGGGACUAUCCUGUUGUUCGCAGUGCUGGGUACAAUAAUAAAUGCCUUCACAAUAGGUCCAAGUUUGUAUUUUUUGAACAACAUCGGAGCCAUCGGCCUCCCGGACUUGAACCUGCUCGAGUGCCUUGUGUUCAGCUCUCUCAUCUCGGCCGUUGAUCCCGUGGCCGUUCUAGCAAUAUUUCAAGAAGUCGGAGUCAACAAAGUAUUGUAUUUCUUAGUCUUUGGAGAGUCCCUACUUAAUGAUGCCGUGACUGUCGUCCUGUACAACAUGAUGGUCGGGUUUUACGGCAGUGAGAUCACAGCCCAUGAAAUCGGCGUGGGCUUCGCUGCGUUCCUGUCCGUGAGUCUGGGUGCCUCGGCGAUCGGCUGCGUCAUGGGCAUGAUCACCGCAUUCGCAACCAAGUACACGCACGACGUCAGGGUGGUCGAACCUCUGGCUGUCCUAGGCAUCGCCUAUCUAUCGUACCUCGCCGCUGAGCUGGUCCACUUCUCGGGGAUCAUCAGCAUCAUCUGCUGUGGCCUAGUCCAAGUGCAGUACGCCAUGGGGAACAUCUCGCGAAAGUCCUACACGACAGUCAAGUACUUCACCAAGAUGCUCAGCGCCGUGUCUGACACGGUCAUCUUCCUCUUCCUGGGCAUCGUGCUGGUGAACAAACGCCACGUCUGGAACACCGGCUUCGUCGUCUGGUCGGCCGCGCUCUGCCUCGUCUACAGGUUCCUCACCGUGUUUAGCCUUACAUACAUUGUAAAUGUGGUCGGCCGUGUGAAGAAGAUCAACCUCGAGGAACAAUUCAUAAUGGCGUACGGGGGACUGCGCGGCGCCGUGGCCUUCUCCCUGGUUAUCAUGCUGAGCUCGUGCAAGUUCCACAACUACGAGGUGUUCGUCACCACCACCCUGGUCAUCGUCCUCUUCACCGUCUUUAUACAGGGCGCAUCCGUCAAGCCAUUGGUAAACUUGCUCAAGAUCCGGCUGCAGCAAUCUGACGGCGAAAAGCUUAUCAGGGAGAUAAACAGCAAGCUGGUAGACAACAUCAUGCUUGGAAUCGAAGAAAUCACUGGUCAUCGAGGUGGCAAUUACUGGAAGCAAGUGAUGGAGCAGAUAGACGAGAAGUACCUCAAGCCACUGCUGCAGCACAAGUCGGCGCAGGACAGCCUCACGAGGGUGUAUACCAAGGUGGUCCUUGCGGACCACUACGCACACCUGUACGGCCCAGCGGCAGCUCUGGAGGAGAAUAUACCUCUGAAUAUACAGCAUUGCUCAGAUAUGGGAAGGUCUUUCGACGAAGGCAUGCUGGACGCCCUCACCGAGGAAUGCAUCGAAGAGGAAGCCGCGGCCGAAGAGGAGGAGGAGAACGCCGAAGACGAAGACCGCGGCUUGCUCUUCAACGCGGACCGCAAGCCCUCCAUCGCCCCAGGACAGAACCAGAUAGCCCCCAGGCGCGUGCGGUUCUCACGAUUCGUCCCCCGGCUGACAAAAAGUUGCAACGACGCGGAUCAGGUACGCGCCGCGUCGCAGAGCGCCGAGGGCGGGUCGGCGGAGAAACGAAGGCACACGGUCGGGGCAAUGUUCUCGAGGUCCUUCCACCAGGACUCGGUCGAAGCCGAGGACCCAACCAAGCUCCUGGUGAAGGCACUCAACGAAAACCCCUACCACAAGUACCACCAGCGCUACAACCCGAACUUGGUGGGCGACGAGCACCAGGAGCUGGAGGCCCACUUGCGCGCUCGCCGCCGGCGCGCGCACAGGCUCACGCUGGCCACCAUGGCGAGCGAGAUGAGCUCGGCCGAGAUGAGCGUCGAGGGCAGCCGCGGCAACCUGGCGCCGCCGUCUCCGGGCGCCACGGUGCUGAGUCCCGUGACGGUGGGGCCGGGCGGAGCCACGACUCCCGUCGGAGGAGCAGGGGACGCCGCUUCCGUGGCGGCCACAGUCGCCGCCGCCGCCGCGCUGUCGGCUGGCGUCGAGCAGCUGGCCGACGGGCGACCCCUGAGCGCGGCGCAGUUCCGCCGCGCCUCCACCACGCUCCAGAAGAGCGCCUACACCUGGCUCAGUCUGGCUCACCGGCGACACUCCCUCAUGCGCCGCAAUAAGGCGGGCUCCGUGGAUGGGCGCUCGCUCAGGGCAAGCCUGAAGCUGGAGCGCCAGAGCGCAGUGACGGAAGACGUGUCGGACGACAAUGCCGAACACGCCAAGAGCGAGUCGAGCUCAACGCAGGCACAUUCUCGCGAGGGCAGUCAGUCCUUGCAGCUGUCCUUGGCGCAGCAGCCGUCUGAUGUGCAUGAACCUGGAGCCGAACCAGCAUCUGCUAGCGAGGACAGCAAGUCGCCUGAAGGAAAGACAAAGGAGACGUCCUUCUAGACUAUGUUGCUUUGGUCCUGACGUGCUGGCGCAGACCUAGGCAAUCUUCUGGUCAUGGCAGAACUCGCCUACCAUUUCGCCCAGGCAGAGAAUGUUUCUCUGGCUCCAGUGGAACGUUUGCUUGAGCCUUCAUUUUGGUAUGAAGUUGGCUUGUGCUCUCGAAGAAUUUGAAUUGGCCAGGCCCAGUGAACUGGCCCGGCCAGUUUUGUCUGACGUAUAAGUGCAACAGCGAGUGAGCACUGGCUUCACCUGCAUUAGCUGGAGUCCCUCCAUAUGGCUAUGCUUUCGGUACUGUGGCGACACUGAAUUCUGCCAACUGCGUUAAAGCUGGAUUCUCAUAUUUUAAGUAGACGACCCUGGGAAGGCCAUCAACACUGCGUUAGCAAAGAACAGAUCAGGUGAAUGUCCUCAGGCAAGAGUAGUCUGCAUGAGGUCACAGGUAACUGAUUGCGUGGCUCAUCCACUGUUUUCCAAUGUGUCAUGCUUGUGUUGCUACUCUCUUUCUUUCUUCCUUUACGAGACAUUAUUUUUUACGUUUACCAGGAAUUGCUAGGUCUCAUCAGACUGUAUGCUCAUCAUUGACUGUUUUCAUUUCCCUCAUCUGCAGUGUCCUUGUGUCUUCUCCCCUGUAAAGAACUCUUUGUCACAAAGUGUGCAGAAGUGAGAUGCACCAGAGGUGAUCAGGUGCUGCACUGCAUCAUCCCCAUUACACAACGUUAAAGAUUGCACCCAAGCAUAAAACAACGAAUAAGCGCUGCAACGGGUUUAAGGAAGGAAGUAUUUUGAGGUUCCAGUUGCCAUGUAGCUGAUGAAAGGGAAGGAUGGUGUAUAAAUGUCAAAGCAAGAAAUGGAGGACAUAGCAGCUUUGCACCUGCCAUUAUCGAAGAUGCUCGAGCAAUUCUUUUUGGCUUCCAGCUAACUGCAUCUUUGAAGUGGGAACUUGGCUCUGCUCCAGAGCACAGAGCUGUCAUGUAGUUUUAUGACUGCUCCCCUCGAAUGUCGAGGGGUGCAGUCCCCACUUCAGUUUGUUACAAACUUUAGCAAACCCCCCCUCCUCGAGGUGAGAGAGUGCAAACAGAAGCCAGGCUUCUGGUCUGGAGGACUUAGGACCACUAUGCGUGCGACAAUAUGCCUUGUUAAACUUCAUCCUGAAUCCAGCGCGAAGUCUGGCGCAUUGUUUGAACCCGAACUGAAUUUGCGCACAGAGCGCGUCAUCAUCUGCUGUAGUUCAAUCAAACUUUUUUAUAGGAGCUAGCAGAGAUCUCUAUAGGCUAACUUGAAAUUUUUUGCGAACCUAGGAAAAAGCAUAAUUAUCACAACUAGAUUAUACACAUAGGCAUUGGGGAGCAAACUGUGAUCCAACACAGAGGAAAAAGAGGUUAUCUAUAUACAUAAUGGACGCUAUCAGCAAUACCUCAGGUGCCCAGCGUUUCUGUUAACGUGCGUUUCUAGGUUCCCAGGAAAGUCUGUGUUGGUGUUUGCCACCCUCCUACAUGCCUACAGUCAAUUGUGGUUAAAACCCCAAUGCACACACACGUACACACAUGCAUAGACUGCGCAACAUUCCAAGUCAGCAUUAACCCAGGUGAAAUCAGAUCAGUGGUGCAUGUCUGUGUGUGCAUGCCUCCAUGUGCUUGUCACUUUUCAAUUUUUAGUGUUGGUUUGUUAUGUAUAUAAAAUCAUUAAAGUUUUCUAUAUACACAAAAAAA
Messenger RNA from Dermacentor andersoni, 5336 nucleotides. RefSeq lists its product as uncharacterized. NCBI's taxonomy places the organism in Eukaryota, Metazoa, Arthropoda, Arachnida, Ixodida, Ixodidae. Gene Ontology annotation, biological process: proton transmembrane transport; potassium ion transmembrane transport; sodium ion import across plasma membrane. Gene Ontology annotation, molecular function: potassium:proton antiporter activity; sodium:proton antiporter activity. The record is from RefSeq and is a predicted model, not a curated record. Gene Ontology annotation, cellular component: plasma membrane.